AUGAAGAAGGAGGUCUACCAAAGCUCGGCCCUUCAGAGGAGACAUGAUCCAGUGUCGCUGCCUGUAUCAGCAAAACCUUGGGCCGAUCUGACCAAAUUCACCGUUUUCAGCAUCCCGAUCAUCCUCAUUCUUUCUGUCAAGGGGAUCAUAAAACCAGGGAUGGUCGGUGCAGAGCGUUUUCCAGCCGUCCUUUCCACUAAUCUCCCUGUGGCCUUUGGCUGGGGUGCCACACUGCCUCUUAUGCUAUUACCACAGGUAAUGGCAUUCGUUUUGAUUGGCUGGUGGAACAAUCUCGACACCUUUUACAGUGCGAGACAGCCUUGGGCCGGCCUCAUGGUUCCGGCUCUUGUGCAGAAGAGCCUCACCUUCAACUAUAUGGACUGUAGAUGGCGGCUGUGGAAGGCUCUCGCGAACAGACAUUACCAUAUCGCCCUGUUGAGCAUCGGAUCUGGUCUGAGUUUUCUGCUCCCCGUACCCACCGCCAAUAUCCUCCGCCUCAAGGCAGGAUCACGUCAGAACGAUGUGCUCAAGGGAAUCUAG
Molecule: messenger RNA, 540 nt
Organism: Fonsecaea erecta
Lineage: Eukaryota; Fungi; Ascomycota; Eurotiomycetes; Chaetothyriales; Herpotrichiellaceae
Exons: 1
Coding region: 1-540 (179 amino acids)
Source: RefSeq, a predicted model, not a curated record